CCUCGCUAGCAAGAAUUCUACGAAUUGCUGAAUCUAUGUAUAAAACCGUAGUUACAUGAUAUUGCAACUAUUGGCUAAAAUGUGUUAUUCACCAAUUUUUAAAAUUGUAAAUUAAAAUAAUUUGUAAAAAAUUCUAUUUUGUUGCGUACAUAAAACAUACAACAUAAAUAUCUGUUUGUCAACAUGUGCGUAGUUUAAUAUUCUAAUUCUCUAAAUAAAUAUAUAUGUAUAAAAUGUAUAAUUCUUUAAUUUAAUUUUUAAUUGAAAAUUCAAUUUCCCUGGAAAUCCAUGAAAUACUGGUAACACGAGAUUUCUAGUUAUUUUUUUUUACUUUCUUAAAUAAGUGAUAAAGUGUUUCUUCGAUAGCCAUAAUCUCACGACUAAUACUUUGUAUAAAACGUAAAUAAUUAUUGACAUAUAAAGAAAUGCCACAAUAUAUAUGCAAUGGAAGUAACAUUGAGUAUAUAAAUAUUUUUACAACGAAAAACAUUAGGUAAAAUAUUUUUAACAAGGGGAAACCUCAUUUAAGGAUAUUCAAUGAAUAUCAUAUGUGAUAUUUUAUAAUUGUCAUACGCGAUAUCGAAUAUAAAUAAUUGUCUUUAUAUUGUUAAAUUACGCUUAAAUUAUGAGUGUUGAUAGCGAGAAUAAGUCAAAUGAAGCUAUUACUCCGUUUACACCAUCAGCAGAUCAGGAAAGUACAGAUAAUAGAAAUAUUCAGGAAACAACUAUAACCCCAGAAAUGGUGCUACGAUUACCUACAAUUACUGACAAGUAUUUAUGUUCUCCAGAGGCAAAUAUUUAUGACAUAGAUUUUACAAGAUUUCAAAUCAGAGACUUAGAGACAGGAGCAAUAUUAUUUGAGAUAACAAAACCACCAGCUACUGAAUGUGAUUCCAAUCAAGAUCUGGAACCAGAAAAUGAAGAAUCUGGUUGUGAGGAUGCUAAUACUGGCCGUUUUGUACGGUAUCAAUUUACACCUCAAUUUCUUAAACUAAAGACUGUCGGAGCUACAAUUGAGUUUUUGGUGGGUUCUAAACCAGUGAACAAUUUCCGAAUGAUUGAACGUCAUUUCUUUCGGGAUAGAUUGUUGAAAACUUUUGACUUUCAAUUUGGAUUUUGUAUACCAAAUAGCAAGAAUACUUGUGAACACAUUUAUGAGUUUCCUACUUUACCUGCUGACUUGGUUUCUGAAAUGAUUGCAAAUCCAUUUGAAACACGUUCAGAUUCGUUUUAUUUUGUGGACAAUCAAUUGGUCAUGCAUAAUAAAGCUGAUUAUGCAUAUAAUGGUGGACACACACAUGAUGUACUUUAGUAGAUAAAGUCAGUAGGAAACUUG
This is a messenger RNA of Bombus terrestris (buff-tailed bumblebee), 1336 nucleotides long. It is a transcript of the gene unc-119, whose product is annotated as protein unc-119 homolog B. Lineage: Eukaryota; Metazoa; Arthropoda; Insecta; Hymenoptera; Apidae. Gene Ontology annotation, molecular function: lipid binding. The record is from RefSeq and is a predicted model, not a curated record. The transcript is spliced from 4 exons. Gene Ontology annotation, biological process: nervous system development; lipoprotein transport; cilium assembly. Gene Ontology annotation, cellular component: cilium. Bases 626 to 1312 code for a protein of 228 amino acids.